AAGAGAAAUGAUAUAGCUUUUGCUUCGCAGUAGCUAACGUACGCAUGAAGCGCAUUAUCGAUUCCUCUUUCCUUCCCCUCCAUCAUUCGUCUAUCUUCCUCCUCUGCCUCACAUCACAGUCUCUCUCUCUCUCUGACUACAUUCUCAAUCUUCCUGUUAUUCUCACUCUCUAUAUUGACACACAGUGCACGCACUCACUCCUCUGUCUGUACGUAAGCUCAAGAAAGCGAGAGAAAUCAAGAAUGGAUCAGCUCUUAGUAAAUGAAGCAUCAUUCACGGUGGCAAUCAACCAGUCGUCCUAUAGUUUAGCGGAGCUACUUUCUUCUGGGAUGGGUGGCGGAGGAGGGGGUCUGGGGCUCAGAAUGGGGAGCUUGGGUGACGAUGGUUCUGGCGUUGGAGAAGUAGGAGAUGUUUCCUUGGAGCAAUCGACCGUGACUUACCAGAGCGUCAGCCGCGGCGGAAAUGGUGGUGGAAAGAGGAGAAGGGGUGUUGUGAAUUUCAUUGAGGAUGACUCCUCUAAGCUUGUUUCCACCAGUAGUGAUAAUCAUGAUUUGAAUGAGUCGAAUGGUAAACGAAUGAAAGCAUCAGGAUCCAGAGAUGAAGACAGAGGCUCAAAGACGGAAGCAGAAACAAAUCCAUUGAACAGUAUCAAAUCAAUUGAGGAGAAGAGCAAACCUGAACCACCUAAAUACUACAUUCAUGUUAGAGCAAGAAGGGGUCAAGCUACCGAUCGCCACAGUCUAGCAGAAAGAGCUCGGAGAGAAAAGAUCAGCGAGAGGAUGAAAACACUGCAAGAUUUGGUUCCAGGAUGCAACAAGGUUAUUGGAAAAGCUCUUGUUCUUGAUGAGAUAAUUAAUUACAUCCAGUCACUGCAGCAUCAAGUUGAGUUUUUGUUGAUGAAGCUUGUAGCAGUUAACCCAAGGCUGGAUCCCGCAAUAGAAGGCUUUCCUAUCAAAGAUGUAGCAGCACGGUCAUUUGAUGCAAAUGGGACGAUGUACAAGUCACAAGCGCCCGAAGAAUGUGGUCAAGGAACACAAACAGAGUGGCCUCCAUUGCAGGUUGGUAGUGGUUUUGAGAAUGAGAAACAUGACUGGGAAUCAAGAUAGCAUUCAACAUAUUAAUGUACUAUCCUAACCUAAGUAACUUAGUUCCCUUGUUGUUUUAGUGGUAGAGAUGUAUGUGUCUCUCGGGUUUUUUAGGCUUUCGGGAUUUCAGGUUAUGGAAAAAUCACAACCAUCCAUGUAAUGGGGGAUCUAUAGAGUGUUGGAUCAUUUAUAGGUGCUCUUAGGAUUUCAAGUUUGAAACAAUCACAAUCAUUCUAGGACCUAUAUAGUGAUGUUAUAGUCAGAUGGUUGUGAUCGUUUGGGAUCCAAGUUCAGAGACCUAUUAAGAAUAACUUGUGUUCCCCAUGCACCAGAAUGGAGAUCAGCUUGUAAUCAUUUUAAGCUAACAAAUAUAGAUGUACAAGAAUUGUCUCAAACUUGUAAGCAGUCUCGGUAAAAUAGCGGAUUGGAUUUUGUGUUGCAAUUCCUGUCACAUCUCUAUUCUAUUCUCAUAUA
Messenger RNA from Sesamum indicum (sesame), 1559 nucleotides. Its product is annotated as transcription factor bHLH79. Gene Ontology annotation, biological process: regulation of DNA-templated transcription. Gene Ontology annotation, cellular component: nucleus. Lineage: Eukaryota; Viridiplantae; Streptophyta; Magnoliopsida; Lamiales; Pedaliaceae. Gene Ontology annotation, molecular function: DNA-binding transcription factor activity; protein dimerization activity. The record is from RefSeq and is a predicted model, not a curated record.